AUCAAACCUUUCAUAACCCCUUUUUAUUACUUUCUUCUAAAAAACAAAAUUUAAUAAUGUCAUUGUCUUCUCUCCUUCCACGUCCACCCUGACUCUCUUUCUUUAAGGCAGACCAAAGUUCAACCUCUAUGAAACUGUUCUCAUAGCUCUAUCUCUCUGAAGAAAUUCAUCAAACACACUCAGAGACAUGAGGUCCAAAACUCAAUCUCCAAUUAACAUCAAGCUCAUUCUCCUCUGUUUCUUCCUCUUCUCCCUUUUUCUCUUGAUCAUUUGGUCCAAUUUCACAUCUUCUCACCCAAUUUCAUCACCCAUACCAGAAACCCACUUGCAACCCAAUGAUCAAGAACCUUCCUCUUCCUGUCCAUCUCUUCCCUUAAACCCAACAUGCACCAAAAUCUCACCUUCUUUAGCCAAUGCUCUCGUUCACUACGCAACAACAAAUAUCACUCCACAACAAACCCUGAAAGAAAUUUCUGUCACCUUAAGAGUUCUGGAGAAAAAAUCACCCUGUAACUUCCUAGUCUUUGGCCUUGGCCGUGACAGCCUAAUGUGGACAUCUCUCAACCACGGUGGCCGCACACUUUUCCUUGAAGAAGACAAGUCCUGGAUCGAGCAGAUCAAGGAGAAAAUACCCAGUUUAGAAUCCUACCAUGUGAGCUACGACACCAAAGUGCAUCAAGCAGAUGUGUUGAUGGAGACAGGACAGGCGGAAGAUUGCAGAGUUGUGAGUGAUCCAAGAUUCUCAAAGUGUCAACUUUCACUCAAGGGGUUCCCUAGCGAUGUGUAUGAUAUAGAAUGGGACUUGAUCAUGGUGGAUGCGCCAACUGGGUAUCACGACGAGGCGCCGGGGAGAAUGACGGCGAUUUACACGGCGGGGUUGAUGGCGAGGAACAGAGAGAACGGAGAGACCGAUGUAUUUGUCCAUGAUGUGGAUAGAGCAGUGGAAGAUAAGUUUUCUAAAGCUUUUCUCUGUGAAGGGUACUUGACGGAGCAAGAAGGGCGGAUAAGACACUUCACUAUUCCUAGCCAUAGGACUCGUUUGGGCAGACCCUUUUGCCCUUAGAGCUUCUUCUUUUUCCCCAUUGUGCGUUGGGUUGGGUUUCUUUCUCUCUCCCUUCAAUUUCUUUUCUUUUCUUUUUUUUUUCUUUUUAAUUUUUGUUAUUUUAUACAAUUAAGAGGGAAAAGGGUAUUUCUCUUUUUAUUUUUUUUAAUUUGUUCCAAAAUUUCUACUGUAAUAGCAGUGAGAUUUUCUUUCGAUUUAGCAAUUAUGUAUAAAUAUAAUAACUACUUUGACGAUUUUUUA
Messenger RNA from Hevea brasiliensis (rubber tree), 1303 nucleotides. RefSeq names its product glucuronoxylan 4-O-methyltransferase 3-like. NCBI's taxonomy places the organism in Eukaryota, Viridiplantae, Streptophyta, Magnoliopsida, Malpighiales, Euphorbiaceae. Gene Ontology annotation, biological process: xylan biosynthetic process. Gene Ontology annotation, molecular function: glucuronoxylan 4-O-methyltransferase activity. The transcript has a single exon. The record is from RefSeq and is a predicted model, not a curated record. The coding region runs from base 188 to 1063 and encodes 291 amino acids.